Molecule: messenger RNA, 4719 nt
Organism: Plasmodium gallinaceum
Lineage: Eukaryota; Apicomplexa; Aconoidasida; Haemosporida; Plasmodiidae
Product: conserved Plasmodium protein, unknown function
Exons: 5
Coding region: 1-4719 (1572 amino acids)
Source: RefSeq, a predicted model, not a curated record
AUGAUAGUUAUAAUAUUCAUUAUAUUAUUAUUUGAAAUAAUAUUAAUAAAUAAUGAUAAUACUUAUAGUACCAUUGAUAAAACAAACCUGAAUUCUAACAGUUCUAGCGUGUCUAUAUCAAAUGAUAAAAAUUAUGAAUACCUUGUUAAUACAUCUGAAAGAAAUAAUAGAAUAAUUUGUGUGAAAAAGGAAUAUAAUGAUUUAAUUUAUUAUGUAUAUGAUAACCAAUGUGAUCCACAAAAUACUUUUACCUUUUCUUUUAAUUCAACAUUUAAAUUUGAUGAGGAUUUUUAUUUAUCCUAUAAAAAAAAUAAAGAAUCUUUUAUAAAAACAAAAAUAACACCCAAUUUAGCUAUAGGGUCGUGCAUAAGUUGUUUUUUUCUUGAUGAAAUGAAUUUACUUAGCAUAUAUGGAUAUACAUUUAUUUAUAAAAACUCUAGUGAAACUGAAUAUAAAAACUAUUAUAAAAAUAUUAUUGAUAUUAACUAUAAUUUAGAGAAAACUAAUAAUUCAUUAUAUGAAAUAUCAGAUAGCAAAGAAUUGAAAAAUAGUGAUACUGUAAUAUCACAACACAAUAAUAUAUUAAAAGACAACAAUGAAGAUAUAAAAAGUUGGGUGUAUGAAGAAUCAAAUUCACAAUGGAAUACAAAUGCAGAAGAUACAGCAUUAUUAUAUAGUAAUGAAAAUUUAAUAUUACAAAAAUUUUUAAAAGAAAAUAGAAUACAUUAUGCUUAUGAUGAAAUAGGAAAAAGUAAGUUGUACAACACAUUUAGUGAUAAUAUGGGUUCUCAAAAUAAAAAUUCCUUAAAUGAGAAAAUGAUGGAUGAUUUUUUUAUACAUUUAAAAGAAAGAGAAAAUAAUUAUAAUAAAAAUAAUCUUACUUUAUUUGAUGAUAAGAAUGUUUUUGAUUUGAAAAAAUUAAAAAACAUAAUUUUUAAUAACGAGGAAUGCAAAUUUUUAAAAGAAGAUAUAAAUAAAAAAAAAAUAUGGUCUAACAUAAUUUUUGCUAGCUCUUUUACUAAUUUAAAAGUAUUAUCUCAUAUAAAUAACUAUAGUGGAACAUAUGAAGAAUUUAGGCAUUUCUCAUUUGAUGAAGAUUACAAAAAAAGAAAAAUAAAUGAUUUCAUAUCGAUAACCUUAGAUUUAAAUAACAAAGAAUAUUUGAAUAACAAUAAUAUAUUUAUUUUAAUAGCUAACGAUGAGAUUAAAUUUCUAAAUAAAUUGAAUUUCUGUUCAAAUAUUUUAAGUAAUGAUCCUUCUGUUGCAUAUAUAAAAAACUUAAAUGUAAUAACUGAAUAUAAAGAUGUAAAAAAUAAAUAUAUAUCAACAAAUGCAGAUAAUAUAGUAUUCUUGAUAAAAGUUUUAUAUUAUAAUAAUGAUAUACAUUUAUUUCUAAUUGAUGACAUUAGAGGUUUUGGUAAUCCUAUGAAAUUAAGUGUUCCUUUUUUUUUCUUAAUUUCUCAUUCAUAUUUUUCAGAGUUUACGCAUUUUUUCUUAAAAGACAAUAUAAUUGGAUGGAUUAAAAGGAAUAAAAUACUAUAUGUCAAAACUAUGAAUAAAAUCUUUACAUACCUUAAAGAGAGUACUAUUUAUUCUAAUAAAACAUAUGAUGUUAUAACCAUAGAAAACAAGAUGGUUUCUAAUAUAUACCUACUAUACUUAAGUCAUCACAUUUUUAAAUAUAUAAUAUUUGCAAGAUACAACCCUUUAAAAAAUUAUAGUUUACAUAAAAAUAUAAAUUUUGAAGCAGUUCUUCUAAAUAUGAUAAGUAAUUUUACAAAUGAAGAAUUAGCGAAUUAUAAAAUUUAUUUUGAAAAAGUUACAAAAAAAGAAAUUACAAAUUUAACGGAUAAAAAGAAAAUACAAAGAAUGGAUGUAUUUGAUAUAUUUGUAAUACCAUCAGUUAAUUAUGUAAAAUUUCAAAAUGUUUUGUCGAAAUUAUUCAAGGCAUUAUUUGAUUGUGGAGGUAGGCAUAUUUCUAAGUUACUAAAAAUUGUAAUUUUAAGGUCACAUUAUGAUAUGUUGUAUAAUUUUAAUUGCUAUAACUAUCAGUUGUAUAGCUUUUUAAUUAAUUUUUUAGAUUUACAUGAAUACUUUUAUGAGUAUACUGAUCUGAAUGACUUAUUUAAAGAAAGUCAAAAAAUUUUAAUAGAAUUAGUUAAAUUAGUACUUGAGGAAAUGAAUAAUUUGAUUCCUUUCAAUGAGGACAAAAAUUUAAUUAAAUAUCUUAUUAUUAUUCUUUAUUUUGGAAAUGAUAUGUUUUGCUUAGAUAAAGAAAAUUCAAUUUAUAUACAACUUAUUUAUGAAUUACGUCAUUUAAAUGUAUUUCAUGCUAUAAUAUUAGCAUAUCUAUCUGGAGAUAAACUUGGUACUUUAUGUAUGAGAAAAAAUGAAAUAGAAGCAAGUAAAAGCUUAGAAAUUGAUAGCAAAUUUAAUUAUGAUGUCUAUGAUGAUGAUAAUAUUUAUUUAAAAUAUGGAUGCCCACGUAAGUGUGACAUUAAUGAUUAUUCUUCUAUAUUUUUAAAAAAAUUUCAAAAAAAAUAUUUUGGUGAUUUUCAUGUGGCAAUAAGAUCAGCUAAUGAAUAUACGUUAGGAAUAAUUUUGGUUUCCUUUAUGGCAUCCGUAGUUUUUAUAGUGGGUGAAUUGGAUAAAGAACUAAAGAGAAUUUAUGUUUAUAGAAUUUUUAAAAAUAUAUUCAUAAAAAAUUAUGUUUAUAACAUAACAAAGUAUUAUACAUUCUGGAAUGGUAAACUUUACGCUUUUGAACAAUAUGAACCAGAAUGUAUCCUGUUAUUUAAUAAAUAUAAUUUAUAUGAAAAAUAUUACUUCUCCAAUAUUAUUGGUGAUUCUUUAAAAGUUUAUAAUUUGCAUAAUUUAAAAAAUUAUAAAGUGAGCAUGUUAAGAAUAUGCAGUGGAAAUAGAAACUUAAAUAAUAAUGAUGACCUAAUUAAUUAUUUUUCUGUAAAACGUGAUGCAUGUUUAUGUGAUAAAAACAUGAUAAAUCAACCUAAGAGUGACUUUGUUGUAAGUGAAUAUUUACAGUUAAGAUAUAAUUUUAUGAAAAAAAUGAAAAGAAGAAAUCAUGAAUUAUACGAAAAAAUGUUAAACUAUAAUUUUUUUAAUGAUCCUUUGAAUAUAUCAUAUAAAACAAAAAAUUUUCAAAAUGAAAAAAUGAUCAAUAUUUGUAAGGACAUAAAAUUUGAAAAGAAUCAUUUAUGUCUAUUUCAUAAAUCUAGAAUAAUAUUAACUUAUUUAUAUUUAUUAUCUUCUUCGCCUGAUUUAAUUUUUUAUGUGGUUAGUCCUCUUAUAUAUAUAAAGCCUCACAAGCAUUGUGACGCUUACGAUAUUCCAUUAAUUCUAAAUAAUAUGCUUAAAAAUAGAAAUUUCUAUAAGAAAAGUGCAAAAAUAUGUAUAAAUUAUGCUUUUGCUCAUUUUAUAUCUGUUCGAGAUAAAAUCAGUAAUUUAGUAAUUACUGCUAAAAUAAGUGGAACGAUGGUUAAUGUUAGUAAAAGAAAUUUAUUAUUACUUUUACCUUUAAGCAAAAGAGUAGAUAUAUUAGACUACUCAAAAAAUAAUGAAUAUGAUAUAAAAGAAGAAAUACUAAAUGAAUAUUUUAUAUUAGGAAAUCCUUAUACUCCAAUUAAUAUUAUUUCAUAUAGAUUUCAGGAUUAUGAUGAAGUAAAAAAAAAUUCUCAUGUCACAAUUUCUGGUGCCUUUAUAAAACAAUAUGAUGAAAAAUAUGUUACAUAUAAGAGCAUAACAAGAAAAUAUAACAAAAAACUUCAGUGUACUGAAAAUCAUGCGUUUGAAAUUAAUGGAAGAGUUUUAUGUUUUUGUAAUAUAUUAUCAAAUGACAUUAGCAAUAAUUGUUUGUAUCCAUUUUGCGAACAAAGUAAAAAAUUUUGUUAUGAAAAUGAAGAAUGUAUAGAUGGAAAAUGUGUAUGUGUUGAUGGAUAUUCAAGAAAUCCAAUGAGUUACUUAUGCGAAAAAAAUAAUGAAUGUAUGUUACAAGGAGAAGAUACUUGUGAAGAUCCUGGAUAUUGUGUACUUGCAAAAAACAGAUAUAUAUGUUUAUGUCCUUUUCCAUAUGUUAGGGUUUUAAAAACUUGUCUACAUCCUUUAAAAGGAAUAAAAAUAGGCUUAUAUGUUUUUAACAAUUUUGAAAAUGAAUUUUCAAAUGAUGAAGAUGAUGCUCCAAAAAAAGAAAAAUUUUAUACAAAUGUUUUUGGAUCAAUGUCUGAAUAUAUUAAAGCUGCUAUUAAUUAUAUUAUAGAACCUGAUUUAAAAUCAAGAAUUUAUGUUCAACCUAUAAAAAAGAUGAAAAAUGGAAUAAAAGCAACUAUAAUCAUAUAUCAAAGAGUUCAUCCCAAUGAACCUACACCAAUUGAAAUAUUUAAUAAUUUUUUAAAUCAAUUAUCUGAUUCCACUUCUGCCUUAAAUAAUGGAUUUUAUUCAUAUUUUGCUCGCUUCACAUAUAUAGAAUAUGUAGUACCCUUUUCUAAAAAUGAGGGACUUUCACCUUUUAAUCAAAAUUUAAUAAAAUACAUACCAAGUCUUUUUAUAAAAAUUUUGGAAAUUGAUAUGUUUAAUGACAUAUCAAUUAUUGCGUGUUUUAAUUUUAUUAUUUUAAUCGUUGUUACCCUACUACUCCUUUUAUAUUUUUUAUAUUUGUUUAUCAAAAUAAAAUUUUUUCAAAAUGAAAGAGUAAAAGCAUUUUGA